Messenger RNA from Priapulus caudatus, 744 nucleotides. RefSeq lists its product as uncharacterized. The coding region runs from base 100 to 744 and encodes 214 amino acids. The record is from RefSeq and is a predicted model, not a curated record. NCBI's taxonomy places the organism in Eukaryota, Metazoa, Priapulida, Priapulimorpha, Priapulimorphida, Priapulidae. The transcript is spliced from 2 exons.
CGUCAUCCGCAGCAGUAGCAACAACAUCAUCAUCAUAAUCUUCAUCAUCAUCAUCAGCAGCAGCAGCAGAGUGUACAGUCCUGUGUCACACACUCACAGAUGGACAAAGGAUUCGCUGCUUUCAGCACCAUGCAGAGUCCUGUCAUGAUUCCCUUCAACUACUCCUACGCCGCCCUCAGCGUCAACGUCAGCCUGCCGCCGCGGGCCGUGCCAUACUCACACUACAUCGGCAUGGUCCCACCGCCGCCGCCGCCGCCGCAGCUGCUGGCAUUGCCAGCGGCGCCGGCGUCGUCGCCAGAGACGACAGUGUCGACGUCCGGCAGCCCAACGCCGACGCGGUCGCCGAGUACCGCGAUGAAGUCCUUCUCUAUUGAAGCCAUCCUGGGGUUGAACAGCCAGGCGGAUGCUCACCGCCAGCAGCAGCAGCUGCAGUACCAGUACCCCGCUGCAUGUCACCCGCAGUAUCGCUCCCUGCCGGACAUCACCAGCGUGUACCCCGGACACUACCAUCAGGGCAUGCACGCGACGUAUCCAGGCAACCUCCCCCUGUCGCCUAGCAACCAGCAGCAGGAACAUCACGGCGUGUUCAAGCAACAGAACAUCGCGGGGAAGGCGAACCUGGGAGCUCAGAGAAGACAUCAUCGGUUAGACGUGAUAUCGCGUUCAUACCCGCAGCUGAAGACGGAGACGGCCGCACACACUCCCGACACGAAAACAAAAGGUAAGUCAUGCAAAGUAUCAUAG